Messenger RNA from Spirometra erinaceieuropaei, 873 nucleotides. NCBI's taxonomy places the organism in Eukaryota, Metazoa, Platyhelminthes, Cestoda, Diphyllobothriidea, Diphyllobothriidae. The record is from the annotation of a GenBank genome assembly.
AUGGCUGGGAAAAUCUUCGCUCGCAUUCUUCUCAACCGCCUGAACCGCCAUUUGGAACAAGGUCUCCUGUCGGAAAUCCACUGCUGUUUCCGCCGUUAUCGUGGGAACACCGGCGUGACCUCCGUCGACCGACAAUGUCAGGAGAAGUUCCAGGAUAUGUGGACUCACCCGUACUCUGCCGCCGUGGAUCCUACGACAGCCAUCGACACAGUGAAUGGUGAAGGACUGCGGAAAAACAUGCGGAAAUUCAGCCGUCCAGAGCGAUUCACUCAGAUGGUGCGCCAGUCCCACGAGAGUCUGAUCGCGCGCGUCACGGACAAUGGAGUUGUUUCAGAGGCGUUCGCAGUGACCAACGGAACGAAGCAAGGCUGCGUCUUCGCGCCCACCCCCUUCAGUCUUAUGUUCUCUGCCAUGGUGAUGGGAGCCUACCGUGACCGACGCCCUGGAAUCCGCAUCGCCUACAGGACGGACGGCCACCUCCUCAACCACAGGUGGAUGCACUUCCAGUCGCGUGUAUCCACAACCAUCGUCCACGAACUUCUCUUCGCCGACGACUGCGCCCUCAACACUACCUCGGAAGAAGAGAUGCAACGGAGCAUGGAUCUCUUCUCCGCCACCUGCGGGAACUUCAGCCUGAUCAUUAACACGGACGAGACGGUGGUCAUGCACCAACGGCCACUCAACACAGCCCACAAUGCGCCGCAAAUCAGACUGAACGGAACCCAGAUGCAGGUAGUAAACAGCUUCAUGUAUCUGGGUGGCAUCCUCUCCCGUAGCGCUAAAAUCGACGGUGAAGUGGCCCGCCGGAUUUCCAAGGCCAGUCAAGCCUUCGGUCACGUUCAAAACACAGUUCGGAAUCGUCACGGUCCUUAA